Molecule: messenger RNA, 4053 nt
Organism: Hydractinia symbiolongicarpus
Lineage: Eukaryota; Metazoa; Cnidaria; Hydrozoa; Anthoathecata; Hydractiniidae
Product: sodium/hydrogen exchanger 9B2-like
Exons: 7
Coding region: 449-2005 (518 amino acids)
Biological process (GO): proton transmembrane transport
Cellular component (GO): membrane
Molecular function (GO): antiporter activity
Source: RefSeq, a predicted model, not a curated record
GUAUUUCAAUGGAAGUCUUCUGCAGGGGACACCCAAUGCUGGCAUCCGGAGGGAAAUGUUCAAAUUUCUAUGGUUCCAGAUAGCCACAGCUCUUCUGAAACUAAUAGAAAAAAUUCCAAAUUAAGUUUAAAAUAUUUCAUUGUUGUAUGAUUUGAGAAAUAAAAAAUCAAAAUACAAAUGUGAUAAAUAAAUUUUAGCUGGCCUUGCAUGGUAAAUUUUGAGAAACAAAUACAUCAGCUAGAUAACAGGAAAGAGUUUGCAAGUCAUUAGAAAAAUAGAUGCAUGAUUGCGAAAGUCAACUAGUAUUUUCAAUUGGGAAUUGUCUGUUUGAAAGACAAAAUAAAGGCUAGCUACAUAACACCCUAAUGAAAUGUUAAUAACAAUCACUGUUUUUUAAAUAUUAAAUGUAUAUUUUAUUGCAAGAAGUUAUUCAGGUUAAUUUGUGAAAAUGACUGAUACUGAACUGGAACAAAUAAGAAUAAAUGUACAAGAUGGCACAAAUCCGGAAGAGUCAUCCAGACUUAUGAAUAUGAAUGAUGCUGUCCACAAUGAUGGCCAUUUAGAUAAUAAUACUCAUACGUCAAACUUGACAUAUAAUGAAUCAGACACAAAAAUAUGUCCUUUGCUUCCAGUACCUCUGCAAAAAUGUUUUCCACCACAAGGAGCUGUUGCAAAUUAUCUUACAAGAGUGUUGGUUUGUGUUGUCAUUUGGGCAGGGUUGAUUGCUAUGAUUGGAAGUGAUGCUCUACCAGGAGGAAAUAUUUUUUCCAUUUAUAUUCUGUUGAUCACUGCGUCAUUUGGUGGAUUUUUUGUUGGUUUUAUAUCACGAUCGAACUGUCCUCCAUUGCUUGGAAUGCUUAUUGUUGGUUUUAUCUUCAGAAAUGUGGAAGCUGUUAAUAUUGCAAAAGACAUUAAUCCGGACUGGUCAUCAACAUUACGUAGCAUCGCACUGGUUAUCAUAUUGCUUCGUUCUGGCCUUGGUUUGGAUAUAGAUGCUUUAAAGAGGCUGAAGUUUACAGUUUUGAGAUUAGCUUUUGUCCCAUGUACCAUAGAAGCUUUGACUGUUGCCAUCACAGCACAUUUAUUUUUAGGAAUGCCAUGGCUGUGGGCUUUUCAGUUGGGAUUCAUUCUUGGAGCUGUCUCUCCUGCAGUGGUUGUGCCGUCUAUGCUUCGUUUACAAGAGGAUGGAUAUGGAGUUAAAGAAGGCAUCCCCACAUUAGUAAUGGCAGCAUCUUCAUGUGAUGAUGUUCUUGCUAUUAGUAUGUUUGGUGUGUUUUUAGGGAUUGCAUUUUCAAAAGGUGAUCUUUACUUCAAUAUCUUCCGUGGACCACUCGAGAUUAUAAUGGGGCUAGCUGGUGGUCUUUUAAUUGGGAUAUUGCUUUGGUAUUUUCCACCUAAAGACCAGAAAGAAAGAAGUGCAAACCGGGCAGUGUUGCUAGUUGCUUUUGGUUUGUUGUUUUUGUUUGGUAGCAAUAAAAUUGAUUUUCCAGGAGCUGGUGCACUUGGUGUUUUAGCAUUAGGCGCAACUGUUGGGUAUGGGUGGGGAGAUAAUGCAAAGGCGCCUGUGGAAAAGGUUAUUGGUGUAUUAUGGGAAAUUUUCCAGCCAUUACUUUUUGGUUUGAUUGGUGCGGAAGUUUCAAUUGAAUACUUGAAUAUAGAUUUAGUUGGUAAGAGCAUUGGGAUUCUAGUCAUUGGUUUAUUUAUUCGAAUUAUUGUUACAUACCUUGUCACAUUUGGAAAUAAUUUGUCUGUUAAAGAAAGAUUGUUCUGUGCUAUUGCUUGGUUGCCAAAGGCUACAGUUCAGGCUGCUAUUGGUUCUAUACCACUUAUGACUGCUCGUAAUAAAGGCUUUCGAGGGAAAGAGCAAGAAGAAUUAGGUAUUCAAAUUGUGGCAAUAGCAGUGCUGGUGAUUUUAAUAACUGCACCUAUUGGAGCUGUUGGUAUUAUGCUGAGUGGUCCUCGUUGGUUAAAUAAACCACCUGAGCCAGAGUGUGACGAUAAUUAGUUACAUACAAAGUGUAAAUUUAUUAUCUAUAGACCAUUUUUUACAACAUUCAAACAUUCACAAAAAAAGUUUUAUUAAAAUUAAAUUGUAAAUCAACUAAUAGCUUUCUUUAUUUACUAUUGGUUCUCUUUAUUAGUUUUAUAUAACUUAUUCCAGCAGAGGUUUGAAAGUGUAUGCAAGAUUGUCCUGCGCCUAAUGGGUUUCCGACUUCUUUUUGGAGAGGAGUUGUUACAUAUCACUAUAGCCUACUACUACUAGGAGUUGUUAAAGUCCACACAUAAAGAUGUCAAAAACUUUGAUGACACUUUUUCUGUAAAGUCAUUGAAAGCUUGAAUUUGUCCAAAUUGCAAAUAUAAAUACAAAACAAGACCAUAAAAAUGAAAUAAAUAUUGAUCAUAUAAAUGCACUUAUUAUGCGGAAAAAAAAUGGAUGCAGAUAAAAACCCAGCUACAAAAAUUUAAGUGGAUUAGGUGAGGCUAUUAAAAAAUAAAAAAAAGGGUAGGACAUUUUUGCAUUACAUAUCUACCUUGUAAAUAUAUAUUUGUGCUAAAACUUAUAUAAUAAUAUAUUGCAAGUAUUACAGAGCGAUCUUUUACUCUUCUGAAAAAUAUUUAAAAUAUUUAUGGUAAUAUUUUAUUAGAACUUGUCACUUGUACCUUUGUAAAAAAGUUUCACAGGGAUACAUGUUUUAUAUAAAAGCAUCGACCUGUGAGCAAGCCUUUGGGUGUUCUUAAUUUGUAAGGCCUAAAUUUGUUUAUACAAGUCUGUUUUACCAUAAACUAUUAGCACAUCAGGAAAAAAAGACUUGCUCACAGAAAUUAGUUAAUGAGUUAACAUGUACUUCAUUUUCUCGAAAAGUUAAGGUUUAUACACAAUAAAAAUUGAUCUUGCAUAACUCUUAUAAAAUAUUUGUGCCAAAAACAUUUUAGCAGUUACAGGACAUGAAAGUGACUUUUUUGCAGAUGAUUUUUGGCACUCUCCAUUUUAUAAAUUCAUAUAGUGUUAAAAUCAACUUUAGUUUUCUGCAUUGUGAUCAAGUUAAUAACAUAUUUUUUUAAUUUUAUUUUUCAAGCAGCAAUACAUUUCGAUUAGAUCAAGCUCUAUUAGACUUAUUUAUAUACGUUUUAUAUAUGUUUUUUUUUGUUAAGAUUAUUAAAGCUUGUGUACUAUGUACACUUAUUCUGUUUUUUUAAUGGUGGGAAAAUUUUUACACAUGUUAACUUUGAUUACCAUGUUAAAUACAGUAGCUAUAUGUGCAAUUAUUGUUUUUUACCUGUCAUUAGUAGAUUUGUCUUGAUGGACCUUAUUCAGUCCAGGCUUUUUUAAACAUAAUAUGACUGGGGGGGGGGGGGGGGGGAGCAUUCUGUCUCCCUCCUCUCCAAAACUUUUGUUAGGCUUGUCCAAAUCACAUCAAGCUUAGCACACUUAUAGUACAUCAUGAAAGGAGCAAAAUGGCAGCAAUAAAUUAUUGCUUAUGUCAGUGACGUCAUCGGAAUAUUGAAAUUUGUCCACAAUUUCAUUAUCUGCUGAAAAUUCAAUACUUUGAGUAAUAUAGAAUAAAUUUUUGCAUUCUGUUUAAAGUUUCGAAAAGCCAAAUAAAAGUUAAUAUAUUUUCCAGUUGUUGCAUAGUGGCAUAAAAAAACACCAAAAAUUACCCGAAAAUUCAAUUUGUUCUGAUUUCCUGAUAAAAUUUAAAAUAAAUCAGGAAAUUGGAUUAAUCACAUGUCCAAAAUUUACAGAAUGAUUUGCCUUGAUAACAGUUGGAUUGUAAGUUUCCAAGUUCUAAGAGUAAUCCUAUAAGGACAGAUAUUAUAUUUCCUUGAUUAUAAGGAUUUCAAAGAAAAUUCUAGGGGUAGUUUUGGUUAAUAGCCAAUAGAAUAAUAGAUAAAUAGGAAAACUCACUAUCAUAACCAUGCAGCAGAGCAAAAAAUAGUUUUGAAUGUAAAAGGGAGUCUCCCUGGACUGGAUUGGGUUAAAUCUAAGUUUUUAUCAUUUGUUUAUGGAAUGCAUUGUAUGUUUUUAAUAGUAGAAACAAUAACUGAAACCUU